GAUCGGGAAUCAAAAAAUUGUGGAGAAGAUGGAUGAUCGUAGCGAAGAAGACCAUGAUAUAGAGGUUGAAGGAGGAGCUUUUCAAGGUUACGAGAGGAAGAUAUCUGGGAUUCUAGACGAUGGAUCUGUCGGAUUUCGACAGCCUCUUCUCGCUAGGAAUCGAAAGAACACAACUUCUCAGAUCGCUAUUGUCGGAGCUAAUUCUUGUCCCAUCGAAAGCCUUGAUUACGAGAUCUUUGAGAAUGAUUUUUUCAAGCAAGACUGGAGGUCUAGGAAGAAGAUUGAGAUACUACAGUAUACGUUUCUUAAAUGGGCGCUUGCUUUUCUUAUUGGGUUAGCCACUGGGCUUGUUGGCUUUUUGAAUAAUCUUGGUGUUGAGAAUAUUGCUGGAUUCAAACUCUUGCUCAUUGGUAGUCUCAUGGCCAAGGAAAAAUAUUUUCAGGCAUUUUUUGCAUUUGCUGGUUGUAACUUAAUUUUGGCAACUGCUGCUGCUUCACUCUGUGCUUUUAUUGCUCCGGCGGCGGCAGGAUCUGGCAUACCUGAGGUUAAAGCAUAUCUCAAUGGGAUCGAUGCUUAUUCAAUAUUAGCUCCGAGCACCCUCUUUGUUAAGAUCUUUGGCUCUAUAUUUGGAGUUGCUGCCGGAUUUGUAGUCGGCAAAGAAGGGCCUAUGGUUCAUACUGGUGCUUGCAUUGCUAAUUUACUUGGACAAGGUGGAUCCAAAAAGUACCGGUUGACUUGGAAGUGGCUCAGAUUCUUCAAAAACGAUAGAGACAGAAGAGACCUGAUCACUUGCGGGGCUGCUGCUGGUGUAGCAGCUGCCUUCCGUGCUCCAGUUGGGGGAGUGCUUUUCGCCCUUGAAGAAGCUGCUUCAUGGUGGAGGAAUGCCCUUCUUUGGAGGACGUUCUUCACUACCGCAGUUGUAGCAGUGGUCUUACGAAGUUUGAUUGAGUUCUGUCGAUCUGGGAGAUGUGGACUGUUUGGGAAAGGAGGUCUCAUCAUGUUUGAUGUAAACUCGGGACCAGUGCUUUAUAGCACUCCAGAUUUGCUAGCAAUAGUAUUCCUUGGAGUUGUUGGUGGUGUGCUUGGAAGCCUUUACAACUACCUUGUGGACAAAGUCCUCCGGACAUAUAGCAUGAUAAACGAGAAAGGUCCAAAAUUUAAAAUUAUGCUUGUUAUGGCUGUUUCCAUUUUGAGCUCGUGUUGCGCAUUUGGUCUCCCAUGGCUUUCACAGUGUACUCCAUGUCCGACUGGCAUAGAGGAGGGCAAGUGCCCAAGUGUAGGUCGAUCCAGCAUCUAUAAGAGUUUCCAGUGUCCUCCGAACCAUUACAAUGACCUUUCCUCCCUACUUCUCAACACCAAUGAUGAUGCAAUCCGAAAUCUUUUCACAUCCAGAUCUGAAAAUGAGUUCCAUAUCUCCACCCUUGCCAUCUUCUUUGUCGCAGUAUACUUCCUUGGCAUCAUAACAUACGGCAUAGCCAUACCCUCUGGGCUUUUCAUACCCGUCAUUCUUGCUGGAGCCUCUUAUGGACGUCUAGUGGGUAGACUGCUGGGUCCAGUAUCUCAGCUUGAUGUAGGUCUGUUUUCUCUGCUUGGAGCUGCUUCAUUCCUUGGAGGCACAAUGAGAAUGACGGUCUCUCUUUGUGUUAUACUGCUCGAACUUACAAAUAAUCUCCUAAUGCUGCCACUGGUGAUGCUUGUACUCCUAAUCUCAAAAACGGUUGCAGAUUGUUUCAACAGGGGGGUCUAUGACCAGAUUGUAACAAUGAAAGGAUUGCCUUACAUGGAAGACCAUGCAGAGCCAUACAUGCGCAAUUUGGUUGCAAAGGACGUAGUUUCUGGAGCUUUGAUAUCCUUUUCGAGAGUUGAAAAGGUUGGGGUAAUAUGGCAGGCUUUGAAGAUGACAAGACAUAAUGGUUUCCCUGUAAUUGAUGAGCCACCUUUCACAGAAGCUUCUGAGUUAUGUGGGAUUGCCUUGAGAUCCCAUCUCCUUGUGCUUCUCCAAGGGAAGAGAUUUUCGAAGCAGAGAACAACUUUUGGUUCCCAAAUUCUGAGAAGUUGCAAAGCCCGUGACUUUGGCAAAGCAGGAUUAGGCAAGGGACUCAAGAUUGAAGAUUUGGAUCUAAGUGAUGAGGAGAUGGAGAUGUAUGUUGAUCUCCAUCCCAUCACUAACACAUCUCCUUACACUGUGCAAGAGACUCUGUCUCUAGCUAAAGCGGCUAUUCUUUUCCGGCAACUCGGCCUUCGCCACUUGUGUGUGGUGCCCAAAACACCAGGGAGACCACCUAUUGUUGGAAUACUGACAAGGCAUGAUUUCAUGCCGGAACAUGUACUGGGACUCUACCCUCACAUUGAUCCCCUCAAGUGAAUACGGUGAUAAAGAAUGGAGAUACAAGUCCCUUGAGAGUUCUCUAUAAAGAUCUACGAUGUAA
This is a messenger RNA of Arabidopsis arenosa, 2429 nucleotides long. Lineage: Eukaryota; Viridiplantae; Streptophyta; Magnoliopsida; Brassicales; Brassicaceae. The record is from the annotation of a GenBank genome assembly.